Molecule: messenger RNA, 1904 nt
Organism: Paramuricea clavata
Lineage: Eukaryota; Metazoa; Cnidaria; Anthozoa; Malacalcyonacea; Plexauridae
Source: the annotation of a GenBank genome assembly
AUGUGCCAUGUUUCAGUUCUCAUUUUUGCGUUCUAUUUUAAGGUGCACGUCAGUGACAACGCUCGUGUCCCUGACCAUUGCUAUAUGUACGCGUUAAGCGAGAUCACAGAUAAAGAUUUCAAAUACAAGUGGAAACAUAAACAUGACGAAAGCUGCGAGCAGUGUGAAAGUCUUGAUUUAACGCUAAAGAAUAUAGAACAAGCAAUCGACGAGUGCACUUUUUCCUCGGAGGAAGAAAGAGACGAAACCCUGUAUCUAUUCACAUCUGCAGUGAGAGCCAUCAACUUGUGGAAAGGCCAUCAACUUCGGAGCGUUCGCAAAGACCAAGCCAGACUAGACGUGAUUAAUCUCCUAAAAGACGAGAAGACAGUGUACAUAGUGAAUGACUGGGCAAUGAAGUUCCUUCCCCAUCAAUACCGCGUAUCACAGUCAGAUUGGUUCGGGAAAAAGGAAAUCUCCUGGCAUAUCUCUGUCGUUUUUCGAAAAGCGAAUGGCCAAUUAGAGUCUCGAGGCUUCAUUCAUAUCAUUGAAUUUUGUAGCCAGGACAGUGCUGCCAUUGUGUUAAUCAUGCAGUAUGUCCGAAAGACCUUGGAAACCGAGAAUCCGAAAUUAAAGAGAGCAUUUUUCCGCCAAGACAAUGCCGGAUGUUAUCACUCAGCCAGCACAAUUCUUGCAUGCCAUCACAUCGCCAAGACAACAGGAAUAAAGAUUUCAAGGAUUGAUUUCAGCGAUCCCCAAGGGGGGAAAGGGUCAGCUGACCGUCUUGCCGCUACUUGCAAGUGCCAUAUCGGAUUGUUUGUAAACGAGGGUAACGACGUUACAAAUGCUGAAGAAAUGAAAAAUGCCCUGUUAUCACAUGGUGGUGUCGAGGGAGUAAGAGUGACUGUAGUACCGUACAUCGAUGAUUCUUUCGUCGCUCAGCUAGAUAAAAUCCCUGGAAUAAGUAAACUGAACAACUUUGAGUUCAAAGGAAGAAAUAUUGUUACAUGGCGAGCUUAUGAUGUUGGAAAAGGAAAAAGAAUAAGUUUAUCGAAGAUCCAAGGUAACCGUGUAUGCCGGGCCGCCGAGAGGUUGGCGGGGGCCCAGGGCAAAUUUUUUUUUAGGGGCUCCUAUCUAAAAAAUUUUUCCGGAAAAAUUUUUUCAGGAGAACAAGCAUCCCCCCCCCGUCUACAACUUUUUAGGUAAAAAAAAUUUCCGGACGCGUACGUUGCAAAUGCUUUCCAGGGACUUUAUCUCAUUUUUUUAUGCCAAAUUUCGGUACUUAGCCCAAAAACAGAUAUCUUGUCCUUUGCGCGGAAAUAUUUAACACACAAAAAAGACUGGGGCCCAACAUAAAAUUUUCAGGGGCCCCCAGCACCUCGGGGCCCGGGGCAAUCUGCCCCCCCCCCUGCACCCGUCUCUGCGGCCCUGCGUGUAUGGUUUUCUAACACAUUCCCUGGGGUAAUGGGUGUGGCAAUAGUCAUGGUGGACACUAAAAAGUAUGGGCGAAAAAGUUAGUUUGGGCAAAUGUAAAGGUAUCAUCCGACAAAAAUCUAUUAAAGCCACUACAAUUAUCUUUAAUUUCGCAUUAGUCCUACGACAAAUUGCCGUAUAAAGUGAGUGCCUUUCAUAGAGGGAGAAAAUUGCAUUAUGCAGCCACCGUUAAUACUUAGGGCACCAAAGUCAGAACACAUCAUCUGUUCGUAGUUCGUAGAGUAAUUAUAUUCUAUCUUAUUGUUGUAGAUAUAACCAUUAAUUGGAUCACUGUCGGGUUUUAAUCUGGAAAUUUUAAACUCGUUAAAUCAACAGCCGAAGACACAAAGCGAAACCAGCAACCUGUGACUACUGAAUUCGAAAAGGCCGUACAAGAAGAGGAGGCAGAAGAGAGUGAAUCACCAAUCUACUCUUGUCCUCAAGAAGGAUGA